AUGAGCAACCAGAAAAGGGUUUCAGGGAGUGAAGGAUCUCGUGGUGAUGGCAACAAAGCUCCGUCUGGAGGAAGCACCAAGUUGUCUCGGGAUGCAUGUGGUGCUCGAGUGACUACUGUGCUAGCCACUACUGGCUCAAAACCUGACCGAGGGUGUGAUGUUUCUUUUACGGACAUGAAAAUGAUUGGAUAUGGUUCAUUUGGAUAUGUUUAUCGAGUAAAACUGGUCGAAAGCAACGAAGUUGUUGCUAUAAAGAAGGUCCUCCAAGAUAAACGUUUUAAAAAUCGCGAACUUGAAGUUAUGAGAAAGUUGGAUCACUGCAAUGUGAUUAGAUUACGAUACUUCUUUUAUUCCAAUGGUGAAAAAAGGGAGGAAGUUUACCUAAAUUUAAUUCUUGAUUACUUUCCAACAACCGUGUAUCAGGUAGCUAGACAGUACAGCAGGCAGAAACAAAUGAUCCCCAUCUUGUAUGUGAAACUGUACAUGUAUCAGUUGCUACGAGCGCUAGCCUACAUUCACUCAUUUGGAAUAUGUCAUAGGGACAUAAAGCCGCAGAAUUUGCUUCUACACCCCGACUCUGUAGUUCUGAAACUCAUCGAUUUUGGUAGCGCUAAAAUCUUGGUUGAAGGGGAAGUGAACGUUGCUUACAUCUGCUCCAGGUAUUACCGGGCACCUGAACUUAUUUUCGGUGCAACGAAUUACACCUGUGCCAUCGAUAUCUGGUCUGCUGGAUGUGUGUUAGCGGAACUUCUUCUUGGUUCUCCCAUCUUUCCUGGGGACAGUGGGGUGGACCAGCUUGUCGAAAUUAUCAAAGUUCUUGGUUCACCUACAAGAGAACAGAUAGCAGAGAUGAACCAGAGUUACACUGAAUUCAGAUUCCCUCACAUAAAACCACACCCCUGGAAAAAAGUUUUCCGACCCCAAACACCGGAAGAUGCGAUUGAACUUACUUGUAGACUCUUAGAAUACACUCCUAAAAGUCGGCUGCAUCCGUUAGAUGCUCUGGCUCACGAGUUCUUUAACGAGCUCAGAAUCGAAGGUGCAAGGACGCCCCCUCCAUCUAGCCGUGAACUUCCUCCUCUGUUCAACUUCAGCGAACAGGAACUGAGGGAUAAGCCCCAGCUGCGCGCCACCUUGAUACCAUCGCACUUCAGCACCAUCAUCUCCAACGGUCCUUAACCUGUACCCACUAGACUCUCGUCGUGGAGAACAACAUUUGAAUCGGUUUUAAGUUGCUUAUUUUAGUUCAAUUAAAGACGUUGGUUUGUAUCAUAUUACAAUGGUAGCUGUGAGCCCAUGUUCGUUGCCGAUAUACAAUAGUGGGUUGACCAAGAGACAGUGAAUUUAAAGUGAUUUGUGCUAUCCCCGUUCAAGAUGAUAAUUCCGAUUAAUUAAGUGUCAGAGCUCAAAUGAAAUUCUAUGAAUUUGUGAUCGAAUUUGUAUUGUUCAUGUGAACAUGAAAGGUGUACCUGUGACUUUACUCAGAUGGCGUUUACAGUAAGUACUCAUGUAGUGAUUUCGCUGCAAUGAUACAAAAAACGUACAGUUCGGAGUAAAAGGAACUAGUCGGUUUGCUCACUGGAGUGAACUUAAGUAAAAAUAUGUCAAGACGUUUGAGAUGUUCACAUUAACUUUCCAUCUACAAUUACAUCAACCAUUUUUGAUCUGAAUAAGUGCAGAAUGUUUCAUACAGUUGCUCUUAAACGUUCAAGUUCUAGAUCAUAGCUGAUAGAGUUUAAAGUUUUGCGUUCUAGCGUUUGGGGUGACCUCCUCGAAAUGUCUCUAAGAUACGAGCACAUUCCCGCUCAUGCUAAGCUUAUCUUGUUAAAAGCGUUCGGGUCAAAAUUUUAAAUUAUGAAUAAGGCUGGCCAGUUGAGCACAUGUAGUAAACUUUGUAAAAACAUUCCGGUGUUACCAUGGGUGCAAUGCAGAGUUACAAAAACCGACAUUCCAGCUGUACAUCCAUUCUGUGUGCACCAGACUAGUCCGUGAAAGUUGGAAUAUUUAUUAACACAGAUGAUGAGAUAUUGAGAGUAAAUAAUGGAAUGCUGUUAUUGAUUCGUUGGUUUUUGGGUUACCCAUUUGGGCCAAUUUUUGCUUUAUAAACAAUAAUAAUGAUACAAGCUGUUACUGUAAUCGAUCGGUUAUAAUUUAUAUUAACUAGUUGAACUAAAUAGUUUUGUACUCUGUGAUGAUAUGAUUACCUAGUCAAAACUGCUUUCCCACAUGUGAACAAGUUUAUUUUAAUUUUAAAAUAUCGCUAGUAUUCGAAACAGGGCUUUCAGGGUUUGAAAAUACUUCAUCGUUCCCAGUAGCUGAUUUAAUGAUGAAACCAUUCAGUUGCAGUUUAUGUGUAGUUUGAUGAUCUGAAAUUAAGUUGUUAAUAUUUGAUGAAACUAUGAAAGGUCUUGUUAAAUAUGAACUUCCCAUACUAUAUUCAUUCUAUACUCAUAAUGUUAUAAGCUAUUGGGUAAUACUUAGAGAGAUGCAUCUUGGCAGUGGCUGAGUUUAAGAAGAAUAAGAAUAAGAAAUGAACUAGAUAUAUUAGAAAACAGUACUGUUCUGUUUCUAACGCAUUGUUCGUCUAAUGAAAUAUUUUGUGAUCA
Bolinopsis microptera is the source of this 2606-nucleotide messenger RNA. RefSeq names its product glycogen synthase kinase-3 beta-like. The record is from RefSeq and is a predicted model, not a curated record. Bases 1 to 1179 code for a protein of 392 amino acids. Gene Ontology annotation, cellular component: axon; cytosol; cytoplasm. Gene Ontology annotation, molecular function: protein serine/threonine kinase activity; ATP binding. Gene Ontology annotation, biological process: insulin receptor signaling pathway; negative regulation of canonical Wnt signaling pathway; regulation of neuron projection development. Lineage: Eukaryota; Metazoa; Ctenophora; Tentaculata; Lobata; Bolinopsidae. The transcript has a single exon.